AUGCCCAAGGCGCGCGCAAACGCGAAACCUGACCCUGGUUUCAACGAUUUGACGAACGUGUUCGUUCUAUCCUCUAAUUCGGGCGCGACACAAGGUCUUCUUGAAGUUCCCAAGUCUCUCGACGUCGAGACAGUCCGGCAACGACGUGCCCAUCAGAAGUCCCGAGCAGGAUGCGAUAAUUGUUCACUUGCUCAUGUGAUACACGAUAGUGCAAUGAAGGCACACCAUGUGAAAAUUGUACGCGGAGGAAAGACUCCUGUCGUAGGACAAGACGACCCACAUCGGGUACCUCGAUUGGAAUAUCUCCGAGUCAGCUCGUUAUCCCAGGGACUGGAUCGAGAAUUUUGGACCCACGCAAUACAAUUUUCCUUUCAUUUCGAUUAUGUGAUGAAUGCAAUUUUGUGCGUUGCAGCUCGUCAUCGUGCUUCAUUACAGCCCGGAGAAUCGACGUACGUCGCAGCAGCCAGUAAUCAUUUGUCCCGGACGUUGGGCAGAUUUCGAUAUGAAAUGUCUCGCCCGUUUCCUUCGAUGCAUUUGGAUGCUUUCAUUCUCACGUCCCUGUUGCUCCAUUACGAGUUCUGGAUGGGUGACGAUUUUAUGACGCCUCGGGAUGAUACCUGCAAUAUGCAUACAGUGAACGCACUGACAGAUCAUCUAUUCUCGUACUGCUCAAGUAUGAAGCAAGUUUUCUUAAAAUGCGUGCCACACGCACUUGGCCAAUCGUCGGUGUGCAUGCCGCACAUACGAUGCAACUCUCCCAUCGAAUUCCUGACCACAAUGAGCGAACAGAAGAAUGGGGAACUGAGGAAUAAGUACCGAGAGCGUCUUUUGCGCAGUCCCGUCAGCCUAGAUCUACUCGACCUUGGCGACAUGGUCGACUCAGAGCCUGUUAGGGAGACUCAUCAUGAAUUGAAGGAUGACACUCCUGCUGUCUCUGAGCGUGAAAAUGGCGGAGGUGAGAUGGCCGAGUACGAGCGAGCCAUCACUGGCUUAUCACUCCUUCUAUCAUUUCUUCCCAACAACCAUUCGCAGCCAAAUGGAGAACUUCAGAGCAUUGACAACUCUUUUGUCAAGACGAUAUUACCCGAGUUGGCCAGCUACAUCCUCCUGUUUCCAGUCAUGUGCCACGGACAAUUUGCUUUCAAAGUUCAGCAAAGCGACCUACGGGCUCUGAUUGUACUGUACCACUUCUACCGUGCCGUGGGGAUUCUGCUUCCGUCGCGCGAAUAUUGGUGGGCACAUCAUCGUGCCAGAGCUUCGGAACAGAUUCUGCAUGAUUGGUUGACAAGACAAAUAUCCUGA
Messenger RNA from Exophiala oligosperma, 1302 nucleotides. RefSeq lists its product as uncharacterized. NCBI's taxonomy places the organism in Eukaryota, Fungi, Ascomycota, Eurotiomycetes, Chaetothyriales, Herpotrichiellaceae. Gene Ontology annotation, biological process: regulation of transcription by RNA polymerase II. The record is from RefSeq and is a predicted model, not a curated record. The coding region runs from base 1 to 1302 and encodes 433 amino acids. The transcript has 3 exons. Gene Ontology annotation, molecular function: DNA-binding transcription factor activity, RNA polymerase II-specific.